AUGAACUCGCUGCUCUUCGGGGAGAUGGCCCGCGCCUUCUCCCCCGGCGCGGCGGCCGCCUCCUGCCCGCUGGGGCCCGGCCCUGGCGGCGGCCCCGGGAGCCAGGCAGCGGCGGCGGCGGCGGCCGCGGCGGGGGGCCCGCCGGUAACGGCGGCGCUUCGUAACGACCUGGGCUCCAACAUCCACCUGCUGAAGGGGCUGAACGUGCGGUUCCGCUGCUUCCUGGCCAAGGUCCACGAGCUGGAGCGGCGCAACCGGCUGCUGGAGAAGCAGCUGGCGGCCCAGCAGAGCGAGCGCGACCGCCGCCUGCGCUACAAGACCUUCUCCCGCGACCAGGCCGUGCAGACCGACUCCGGUACCUCCCCGCUGCUGCCGCCGCCGGGCCCCGGCCACGGGCUAGCAGCCGCUCCCCUCACCUCGCCGCCUCACUACAGCCGUUUGCCCGGCACCAUCUGGAGCUACACCCAGGUGCGGCGUACCGGAGGCGGCGGGUUGGAGACGGUGCAGGGGCCCGGUGUCUCCUGGAUCCAUCCGGACGGCGUCGGGGUACAGAUCGACACCAUCACCCCCGAGAUCCGCGCCCUCUACAACGUGCUGGCCAAAGUCAAGCGGGAGCGGGACGAGUACAAGAGAAAAUGGGAGGAGGAACUGACGAGAAGAAUGAGUCUGGAAUCUAUGGUAGAAACCUUGCGAGAGGAGGCGCAGGAAGCAGAAGCUCUCCAGGAGGAGUUAAAUGAAAAGAUUGAGAGACUGAAAGCAGAACUUGUGGUCUUUAAGGGUCUGAUGAGUGAUCCCAUGACAGACCUGGACACAAAGAUUCAAGAAAAGGCCAUGAAGGUGGACAUGGACAUCUGUCGGCGAAUCGAUAUCACAGCCAAGCUGUGUGAUGUAGCGCAGCAGCGCAACUCUGAAGACGUUUCCAAGAUAUUCCAGGUGGCUUCCAAGAAGAAGGAACGCAAGCUCACAUCUGACGAUGACCUCUCUGAACAGGAUGGAGACAAUGGCAGGUUCUCUGAUGAUGAGGUCAGCUGUUCGCUGAACAUCACAGAUGAAAUGAAGCGUAUGUUUAAUCAGCUUCGUGAGACAUUUGAUUUUGAUGAUGACUGUGAUAGUUUAACAUGGGAGGAGAAUGAGGAAACGUUGCUUCUUUGGGAAGACUUCACAAACUGCAAUCCUUCAAUUGACCUCCAAGGAGAGGAAGAAAACCUGGGAAACUUGAUCCACGAAACAGAGUCCUUCUUUAAAACGAGAGACAAGGAAUACCAAGAAACAAUAGGGCAGAUAGAGCUGGAAUUGGCCACGGCCAAGAGUGACAUGAAUCGCCACCUUCAUGAAUAUAUGGAAAUGUGUAGUAUGAAAAGGGGCCUGGAUGUACAAAUGGAAACCUGUCGUAGGCUUAUCAAAGGCUCAGCUGACAGAAAUUCUCCAUCUCCCAGCUCUGUAGCCAGCAGCGACUCAGGAAACACAGAUGAAAUUCAGGACGAGUUGGACAGAGAGACGGAUGUGGAGCCCAUGGUCAGCUGAUACGUAGUUGGAGCAUUCCAGUGAAAGGGAAGAUACAAGAAAAGAUGACAAAACAAUACACUGAUGGGGGGAAAAAAAAAAAAGACUUGUAAGCCCUUGCACAGGGUUUCUAAGGACUCAUUCCUACACGCAUCCCCACCCCACCCAAGGAUUGGUGCUGUAAAUUUCUAUUGUUAUACAAAUCAUAAAUGCAGAGUCCUGUAAGAAAACAUGGUGUUUUAAUUGUGCCUUUGCCCCAAGCUGAGCCACUUUGAGCUCCAGUGGAAUAUUAAUAGCAGGUGUUUUUAUAAAAAAUAUUAUUUAAAAAAAACCUGGUAGCAGCAGAGAAUGCUGCUGCAAAGGCUCUGGGUAUUUCAAUAAGCUUAUGGUUUUAUUGAACUGCUGCACUGAUUGGCAAAAGGAACACUGGCAAAAUGAGAAGCGAACCCAAGACAAUUACGGUACAAUUACCAAUGUCUGGCACAAAAAAGAAUGCCUCCAAAUUGAACUGUAAACAUUUAAAAAUACUAGCGGGUUUAGAGACAGCUUUUAGGAUUAAGCAGUUAUACAAUAUUAAAAGGAAUUUCUUCAUUCCAUCUCUCUGGAUGAAGGAGCCUUUAAGAUUUGUACAAGCUUUCUGCUAGACUCCAGAAGCUGAAGAAGCAGGUCUCAGCUCGGUGGCAAAGC
This is a messenger RNA of Gymnogyps californianus (California condor), 2190 nucleotides long. RefSeq names its product intermediate filament family orphan 2 (gene IFFO2). The record is from RefSeq and is a predicted model, not a curated record. Lineage: Eukaryota; Metazoa; Chordata; Aves; Accipitriformes; Cathartidae. The transcript has 9 exons. The coding region runs from base 1 to 1524 and encodes 507 amino acids.